This is a messenger RNA of Paraphaeosphaeria sporulosa, 579 nucleotides long. RefSeq lists its product as uncharacterized. The transcript has 2 exons. The coding region runs from base 1 to 579 and encodes 192 amino acids. Lineage: Eukaryota; Fungi; Ascomycota; Dothideomycetes; Pleosporales; Didymosphaeriaceae. The record is from RefSeq and is a predicted model, not a curated record.
AUGAGCGGUCUCGAGGUCGCUGGUGUGUUCCUUGGAGCCUUUCCUCUUCUCAUCUCCAGCAUCGAACACUGGCAAAACGUGGCAAAGGUCGGCGGGUACUUUUGUGGAUUUCCACAAAAACAAUUGAUGGACGAUCCAGAUGGCGAUAGCUGGAAAAACAGUGAUCUGCAAGGACGAUUAAAGUUGCGCCUACAGGAGUCCUUCAAAACGUACAUGGAGAUUGUCGCCCAGAUGCAGGAGACUGCGGAAGAAUUAAAGAACGAGCUGUGUUUUCAACCCAAAGUCAUUCAGGGUAAGCUUACUCCUUCCUACGGAACAAAUGAGCGCUCUCCCUCGCCCGGCAAGCUGGAUAGGACAGUGGUGACCAAGGCUACGUUUGACUAUCAAAUGUUUCGAGUCAAAUUCAGCUUGAGAGACACGAUACGAGAGGGGCUUUUUGCGCAGCUCCAAGAAUGCAACGAACGACUGGAAAAGCUGCUCGUUACUAGCAGUCAGAUUCCUGACAAACAAAAUUCUCAGCCUGCUAGCUUUAAACAGAUCUCCACGAUCGAGACUGCCCUGAGCGUAGCACAUAAAUAA